Harpegnathos saltator (Jerdon's jumping ant) is the source of this 2636-nucleotide messenger RNA. RefSeq lists its product as uncharacterized. The record is from RefSeq and is a predicted model, not a curated record. The coding region runs from base 506 to 2071 and encodes 521 amino acids. Gene Ontology annotation, biological process: proteasome-mediated ubiquitin-dependent protein catabolic process; multicellular organism development. Gene Ontology annotation, cellular component: cytoplasm. The transcript is spliced from 5 exons. Gene Ontology annotation, molecular function: ubiquitin protein ligase activity; ubiquitin conjugating enzyme binding. NCBI's taxonomy places the organism in Eukaryota, Metazoa, Arthropoda, Insecta, Hymenoptera, Formicidae.
GAUACGUAUAGGCGUUAUAUGUAGACGUGUAUAUAUAUUUAUCAAAAUACCUGAUAGAAUGUUUCCUCAUAUUGUAUUUUUGUAACAUUUGCAUCCAUGUACGUGCAAUUAUUAUAGUUGUACUUAAUCAUUCUGAAAGCAUUUCUAAGAAUACACACUCUUUGGUAUGUUAGAGUAAAAGGCAAACAACGUAUUCAUCGCGAUAUGACGUAAGAACCAAUGUCAAGAGCGUACAAAUGGGUGAAGGUAAACAGGCGAGUAACUUUUCUCUCUUCUCGAGAUGUGUCCGACGCAAACGCUUCCACAGUAUUGAUCUCGUUCGAAGUUGGCUUGAAGAUAAAAGUGUGGACUAACGUCGUUUUACAUUGUGAAUUUUUAUCUUUUUGGGUACGAAGAUAUCUCUCUGAAAUAUAUUUACCCGACUUAUUUAUCCACAUCACUAAAAGACAUUUAUGCCGUUGAAGAACAGUGAUUUUCGGCUGUGUGAGCGAUAUCGACAAAGAAAAUGCCGCGAACUUCAUAUUCCGAAAUCCUAGCAGAAGCGGCAGGCGUGAAGAUCGUAACAUCCUCGCCUGAAGAAAAUACGAAUGCGCCCGCGUCUGGAAAGAUAAGUCUCAAGAUGCAGAAAAUAAACAGAUCAUCCAAUAAUUCCCUGGGAUUUCAUUUGACGAAAUCAAAAUGGGAUCCAUUUCCGUGGAUCAGCUACGUCGAAAACGAUAGUCCUGCUGACUUGGCUGGCUUAAGAACUGGGGAUUGCCUCCUGAGUGUGGACGAUGUCGACUUGUUAGGUUUAAAGAUAGCAGAGAUCGCUGUGUUGAUUCGCAAAGAGGAUGAAAGUCAUAUAAACAUUGACGUGUGGAGAUGUCCUCAGGAAGCACAAGACGAUGUCGGAUUAGCUUUGCAGGGUCCGCUUCCGGACGUAGCAAGAAACCUCGUGAGCGCAUUGUCGGGAAUGAUCCGUGCCUUGGAGUGUCCAAUUUGUUUGGAGACCGCCACUCCUCCGAUAUCGCAAUGUGUUUAUGGUCACAUCUUGUGCGUUGUCUGUAGACCGAAAAUGACGCGCUGUCCGGUCUGCAGAGUCCGGCUUCAUCAUGGUCGAUGUCUCCUUGCGGACAAUUUGCACCGAGUGCUCCGUGACACAUACUUCGACGCAAACAACAGCCAGACAGUGGAUAAAAACAAUGACACAUCCGAUCGUUACAGUUUGCACGAACAAUUGUUCGGUAAAAUCAAGAAGCAAGAAGAUACAUUGGUCGCGACGAAGAGUAAUCGUAGUGUCGCGAAACCCAGACAGUUUUUGUUAACUAGAUUGUUGCUGGGAAACAGAGAGAAGGCCGCUUCUGCGGAUAAUUUAACGAGAACGUCAGGCAUCAGGGAGGAAGCCGCAUCCGUUCACAACACAGCAACUGUUGCCGACAGCUUAUUGCGAUUGUCUUUAAACGAUCGUGUUAAGUCAGCUAGUACCGGCGAGUUAUCGAGGGACCAGCUCUUGACCCCAUUCACUGACUCGACAUCGUCAUCGCAGAUCAUCGGAUCGAGUCGUGGAUGCGUUAGACAUACUGUCAGUCAGCAGUCAUUAAAUUCGCAACAACCACCGAUUCUCAGCGGCUCCACGGACUCUGUAUCCUCCAUACCGCUGGCGUGUCCUCUCUUACGACUCUGUAAUGAGAUAGUGACCUCGCAUACAUUGUUAGAGCACAUCAAGAGCCACCAGGUGCCACAGAUUCAUUUCUACUCCAGAAACGUGACGAUCCCGUUACCACUUCCUUUCGGUUGCGAAGCCUUCUAUGUGCUUCAUCACGAUGGCUGUAUGUUCUUUUUCCAGUGCGCAAUGCAAUCGGCGUGGAUGACAUGUUCUACAAUGGCGUACGCGAAUAACGUGGCAGAAUGGACAUUGCACACUUGGACCGACAAUGGAUUGGAAAUAUAUUUACGGCGAUACAUCGCGUAUCUCGAGCAUCCUGUCACGCUGUCUUCGCAAUACAUCGCACCGUUGCCGAACUCACUAUCGAUGCGAGCCCUCAAUAUACGUAUUGUUAAUCAACAAGUUGACGAUAGAUUCUACGCAUGAGAUACAACGCACCGAUAACUUUGUUUUAAUUAAACUUAUCAUCUUCAUGAGUGAAAUGUGCAUUGAAGUACUCGAUAAGGGAACAGUGUAAUAUGUAACAUGCAAAUUUAUUUUUUCUUGAUAUAAUAUUAUAGAUUAACAAGUAAUGGAAUCCGCAAAGACUCCAUAGUAUCAUAUUAUUACUUAUAUUUAUCACAAAAAUACGAAGAAAAUGAUAGAACAUAAUAUAUAAUAUUAUUUCUGACAUAUACCUUAUUCUGAUAAGUUAUUGAGUAACACGUUAAAGUUAAAUUUAAUGUUAAAUUUAAUAUUGUCAGUUGAUUUUUUAUCAUUAAUGUCAACAUAAUUCUUAGCUUUAUCGUCUUGCUCAAUAUUUUUUCUCGUACAUGAAUAAUAAAUCAGUGUUAUAAAAGAAACAUGCAAAGAUAUUGUAAAAAAGGAAAAACAUUGUAACAUUUUUAAAAUAAGUUUGUUAGCAUUAAAAAUUAAAACUUAUAAGUUGAAUCAUGAACUUAUAAGUUGAACUUAAACAAAUUAUCAAAAUAUAAAAAGAAUUUUUGAUAAA